Molecule: messenger RNA, 1531 nt
Organism: Panicum virgatum (switchgrass)
Lineage: Eukaryota; Viridiplantae; Streptophyta; Magnoliopsida; Poales; Poaceae
Product: photosystem II reaction center PSB28 protein, chloroplastic-like
Exons: 3
Coding region: 751-1293 (180 amino acids)
Biological process (GO): photosynthesis
Cellular component (GO): photosystem II; chloroplast thylakoid membrane; photosystem II oxygen evolving complex
Source: RefSeq, a predicted model, not a curated record
CAUGGAAGCAAUAGAGUGCCAAGAAUUACAAAAGAAGGCUGUUCACUUUACCGAACCUGCUGCAGGUUCUCCCAACUGUGAGACAGUUAUCUGACUCGAAGGCUCUGCUGCCUACUCUGGUCGAAAGUUUUACUACAUGCACUAGCUUCAGGUUGCUGAGGGGAAGCCCUCGGCCCUGCUCGAGCGGCUGUGGUGGCCGAGGUGGGUAUCGGAGCGAAGAAGACGAGGCGCAGAGGAGAAGGGAGGUGGGUCGGGCCCACUGAUUGCUGGCCGUCACUGCUUGCGAACCCAUUGCCUGUGGCAGCUCCCGGCCUUGCACAUCAGCGCUCGCCACCAGUCAUUCAGCGAAAGCUGCUGCUUUACCUCGCCACCGGCCAGCCAAAAGCAGGUAGAGCAGGAGGACAAGGUGAGAGCAAGAGGGCAGGCAGAGAGAGUGGGUUAUGGAUGGAUGAUUGGUUAUUCUCGCUGCCAUGCGGGGCCCAUCUAGUGGCAAGGGCAUACUUGCAAAUACUCGAAAACUUGAGGUUGACAUGAAGUAGCAGUUGUUAGAAGGAAGGACCAAAAUCCACAGUGGAUGAUGGAUGGCUGUCUUUUGGACACACCACCACCCAAUCACCCCUUUCACUCUCACCACCCUCUGCACCACUCAAACCCCCAGCUCCCCCCUUCAUUUCCCCUCUCCUCUCCUUCCCUCUGGACACCAGCUUCCCCGGCCAGCUGCCUCAAGCCCUCUGGACACCAGGCUGCAGGAUGGCCGCGGUGAUGAAGGCUCUCGCCGUUGGCUCGCCAGUCUCAGCACGGGCACAGCCCCGUAAGUACAUUGCAGGUGCCGCUAGCCAGCAGCAGAGCCUGCAGUCGUCCUUCAACGGCGUGUCCCUGCAGUGCCGGCGGUCGUCGCAGCCGCGGCCGUGCAGCACACCGCGGUCGUCGCCGGUGCAGGUGGUGAUGAUGGCGAAGCCGUCGAUCCAGUUCAUCCAGGGCACAGACGAGCAGACGAUCCCUGACGUGCGGCUGACCAAGUCCCGGGACGGCACCAACGGCGUGGCCAUCUUCACCUUCGAGCAGCCGUCGGUGUUCGACUCGUCGGCGGAGCUGGGUGACAUCACGGGGUUCUACAUGAUCGACGAGGAGGGCGUGCUGCAGUCGGUGGACGUCAGCACCAAGUUCGUCAACGGGAAGCCGGCGCGGAUCGAGGCCAAGUACGUCAUGCGCACGCCCAGGGACUGGGACCGUUUCAUGCGCUUCAUGGAGCGCUAUUCCCAGGCCAACGGCCUCCAGUUCGUCAAGAACUGAGCUCUCUAUCUGAUGGCUGGACUUGGAGGUGGAGGUCUACGCCAUGGCAAUGCUCCCCGUUGCCUGCACAUGGCUUCAUUGCUCUUCUUUUUUCUCUUUUUUUUUUCUGACACUGCCUUGAGUUUCUACGAGCCUGAUUGGUUGGAUGUAAGUUUUGCAGACUAAAAUCAUGGCAAGCCAAAUAAUAGGCAAUAUCAAAUUAUAGGUAUUGCUAAAUUGCGGGUAAGAUUUUUAUGUA